AUGGCGCUUGAUGAUUCAAUGAUCAACAGUAUAGCCGCAGAGACUGAAGACGUUCAACAAGAACGAGUUAGGCUCACUCACAAGCAUAGUUCUCUUGAGGUCGCUUGGUCAGCCUUGCGAAAUCUGAAUCAAUCACGGGCGUUAGAUAUCAACGAAUGUGGCAUUCAGUCUCCUGUUGCUUCUGAAGGUGACGAAACGUAUUCUGAUGGCUUUGAGAAUCGUGAUAACGGAGAGGACUUCAAUAAAGAUGGAUCCAAGCAACAAGUUGGAGAUCCAGGCUUUCAAACAAUCACGAAUUAUUUUCAACAGCCUGGGUGUGGCCCCUAUACAACAACGCAGACACUUGCGCCUGACCAGAUUGUAGCCAGCGAUGAAGGGAACUUUCUGAUCAGGUCACUCGGUCCUAUAUCGGCAUCCGUGCCCGAUAAACAGACAAAGAAAUCUAAGAAGAAAAAUAAAGCUAUGCUUCAUGCUCAAGGAGAACAGGAGGGGAGUCGGGGCCAAUGGUGA
Molecule: messenger RNA, 510 nt
Organism: Lithohypha guttulata
Lineage: Eukaryota; Fungi; Ascomycota; Eurotiomycetes; Chaetothyriales; Trichomeriaceae
Exons: 2
Coding region: 1-510 (169 amino acids)
Source: RefSeq, a predicted model, not a curated record